UGUUGUGGAGCGCGGCAAACACGGUCAGGACAGGCAGAUGCAGGGUAGAGGUUCCUACUGUUCAUACAGUAUUAGAAUAAGAUUUGAGCGAAAAUCAGAGCUAAAGGACACAUGGCGUCAACAAGUAAUGCGCCUUCACAAGCAAGAAAUCUACCAUGGGUUGAAAAAUACAGACCGGAGAAACUUGAUGAUCUGAUCUCACAUAAAGAUAUCCUGAGCACCAUCCAAAGGUUUAUCAGUGAGGACAAGCUCCCCCAUCUCUUGUUUUAUGGCCCACCUGGAACAGGGAAAACCUCCACCAUCCUUGCCUGUGCCAGACAGCUGUACAAGGAAAGAGAGUUCAACUCUAUGGUGCUAGAGCUAAAUGCAUCAGACGACAGAGGAAUUGAUGUCGUUCGAGGCCCUAUUCUGAGUUUUGCCAGCACCAGGACCAUCUUCAAAAAAGGUUUCAAGUUGGUGAUAUUGGACGAGGCUGAUGCCAUGACCCAGGAUGCCCAGAAUGCAUUGCGGCGAGUGAUUGAGAAGUUCACAGAAAACACCCGGUUCUGUCUCAUCUGUAACUACCUGUCUAAGAUCAUCCCUGCCCUGCAGUCUCGCUGCACAAGGUUUCGCUUCGGCCCGCUGUCCCCUGAUCAGAUGAUCCCUCGGCUGGAGCAUGUGAUCCAGAAGGAGAAUGUUGACAUAACUCCAGAUGGAAUGAAGGCCAUUGUGACCUUAUCAUCAGGUGAUAUGAGAAGAUCCCUUAACAUACUACAGAGCACGAGCAUGGCAUAUGGAAAGGUGACAGAGGACACCGUGUACACCUGCACUGGUCACCCCCUCCGCUCUGAUAUCGCCAACAUCCUUGACUGGUCGCUCAACAAAGACUUUACCACAGCGUAUAAGCAAAUCCUCCAACUGAAGACAUUAAAAGGUCUGGCCCUGCAUGAUAUCCUCACUGAGGUUCAUCUGCUCUUACACAGAGUGGACUUUCCUCCAGCUAUCAGGACCGGCCUUCUCAUCAAGCUGGCUGAUGUUGAGCACAGACUUGCCUCAGGAACCGACGAGAAGAUCCAGCUGAGCUCCAUGGUCGCAGCUUUCCAGGCAGUGAGAGACCUGGUGGUCAGCGAGGCCUCAUAGAUUCAGAAACAGCUUCAACUCAGGCAAAACUGUUAACUGGCUGCACAGAGGAAGAGUAAAACUUCACAGGUCCCCUCUUGCUGCCAUUUCUCCUGUUCUCCUCAAUAAAAACACAGCUACACCCGGAUUUACAACUAUAAUGAAUAUUUUUAAGUUUCCCAUCUUAUUAUGUUGAUGCCUCAGCCAGUGCUAGGAAAACCUUUUGGGUGCUUCAGGUUUUACAUGGGACUGUUUGCAGAGUUCAUCUAUUAUUUAAAUUCCAGCAGCUGUUUUUGUAACAAUGUCCUGCGAGCUAACAAUAGCUGAAUCUUCUUUUCAUUGUUCAGUACACUUUCAUGAAGGGUCAGUCAGUAAAAUCUGGAGUUUGUUGAUUUAGAAGAAAACAGAAGCCUUCAGGUGUCUACUGCAUGUUUGCCCACCACCGCUGCACUGAGUUGAUGCUAGCAGCUAAAUGAGUCACUCAAAUCUGCAUACGGACCGAGUAAAAUUUCAAGCAGUUUUUUGUAACUGUGGUAGCAAAAAGAUCUUCUCUUUAGGGCACUUAAGAUAUUUAGCAAACAGUGCAGGUUAAACGUAUUGUCAGCUAUUAAUCUUGUGAGGAAAACUGAGGGGAACAUCUUCUAACAUGUCAUACAGUUUAAAAUGCAAAAUCAAAUGCAGCUGUGAAAGAAAAAGUCUUGGACAUGUAUGCGUUUUUUGUAUCUGUUUAAUAAAACUAUUUCCUAUAA
This is a messenger RNA of Cheilinus undulatus (humphead wrasse), 1847 nucleotides long. It is a transcript of the gene rfc5, whose product is annotated as replication factor C (activator 1) 5. Gene Ontology annotation, cellular component: nucleus; DNA replication factor C complex. The record is from RefSeq and is a predicted model, not a curated record. The coding region runs from base 112 to 1119 and encodes 335 amino acids. NCBI's taxonomy places the organism in Eukaryota, Metazoa, Chordata, Actinopteri, Labriformes, Labridae. Gene Ontology annotation, biological process: DNA-templated DNA replication; DNA repair. Gene Ontology annotation, molecular function: ATP hydrolysis activity; DNA binding; DNA clamp loader activity. The transcript has 11 exons.